AUGUUUGAUCCCUGGUGCACUGCUGAGGAAACUAAACCUGAGAAUCGGUUGAAAAGAGAAUUAAAGGAUUCAAAAGAGCUCAGGGGUGUUACACAAGCACUCAGAGAGUUCCAGAGAGCAUCAAAUCAGUCAGAUAAAAUCCGAUUAUACCUAAAUUUCUUAUCUUUGUUCGAAAAUUUCCUAGUAGGUGGACAAAAUGAAAGUAUAUUAGCUCAUGUGAUACCGAAUACCUUCCCGAAAAUUGUUGAUUAUGGAGAUAUGGCAUCUCAAUCCAUACCUACAUUAGUCCAAACCCUUAGAUUAUUAACGACUUCAUUCAAAAUCACAAUUUUUACACCACGCGCAUCUAAAAUGAUAAAAUUAAUAAACGCAACAUGUAAAUACUCGAUGCAACAACCAAAGAUCAUGCAAAUAGGCAAAGAAUUAUUCUCUCGAUUAUUUUCUAUACCUGAGUUUGUUAUUGAUUACGGAAAUAGCGAUGGAUAUGUCUCUUAUUUACAGACAAUAUUGUGUUCUCAAAUCAAUACUCAGAUUAUUGAAUCAUCGAUGGAAUUUUUGAUAGAUACACCUCCUCAGACCGUUUUCGGAAAAAUUGAUCCAACAAAUUUAUUUACAGCUUUCUUUUCUUGCGCUACAUCAGAUUUGAUACCGAAAGCAAACAUGAUUUACUGUGUGCAGCUUAUUUACAAAGUAAUAUUAUACGGAUCGCAGUCAAAUCAAGAAAUAAUUACAAAAACUUUUGAUUCAAACGUACUUUUAGCCUACGACAAGAUAAUUGAUGAAAUAAACAGUCUCAAAAAUAGUAGCUACUCCUCCCUUAAUAUUAGACUACAACUUCUUGAAAUUGCUUUCAAAUUAUAUCCAUCUAUCCUUGUAGAGCUUUUUGGAGCCAUUUUCAAGUAUAUUUCGCUAUAUCCUGCUGAAUCCGUUGAAACUUAUGAAUCAAUUUUCUCUAAAAUUGUUCCAUUGAUAAAUUCAAAUUCGAUAUCUUAUCAAGACUUGCUUGAAACGAGUUUUUUAAACGCGUUCGCUAAGUAUAUACCUACACAGAUACUUGCAUCCAUACUAACUUCAAACCAAUCCUUUUCUGUAGUACUGAUAUCAGUUUUUUCACUUCCGAAAGCAUGCAGACAUCAUUCAGAAGUAUUCAAAUGCAUUCUAAAGACUGCGAAAUACGUUAAUUUUACAGAAAUUCUUUUUCCUUUGAGCAGUGCUCUAUUGAAUGCGGCACAUUGCUCCAAAACCAUUACAGAACUACUUAACGAAGCUUAUGAUACAAAGAACGUUUCAUUGUUCUCCAUUUUACAGUCCGCUUUCGUUAAAAUUCCAAAUAUUGCAACGAAUUUUAUCAAAGCUGAUGGUUUGAACUGGUUAGAGAAGUCAUUUAAGGCUGGUUUAAUUACAAUAGAUUUAUAUGCGGCAACUCUAGGCAAUUUGGUCAUUUUUCGGAGAUAUGAUGAGAUCGAUGACUUCAUUUGGAACUUAGAAAAGGACCAUCCUCUAUUUUCUCUGUCAGAAGAAACCCUCGAGACCAUAGUUUUCGGAAUGAAUUCUGCAAAUCAUAGGCCAAUAAGAGUUUAUUCACUACUUCUCAAAAUUAAUCACAUAAAUUACUUGGAUCCUUACAAUGCAUGGAUUUUAGGUAAUUGCUACUUAGGUCGCUACCUAAAAGAAGGCAAAAAUAUUUUUGAUUUUCCAUAUAUCAAAGAAGUUGCCAACAGAUUUUUACAUACUACGUACAUUCCUUAUCUCCUAGAGAAGCCCUUUGACCUUCAGCCCUUCGCAUCCCCUGAUUAUGACCAUUUCCCUUUAUUUCAGUUCUACCAAGGUCAGGACACCCUAAAAAUUACUAGACCAUUCAAAUGUAUAUCGUUUUGGAUCAAGUUCUACGAUGAAUUCGAUCGCAAAACUGAUUUUUUCCAAACAAAUAAUUUGACAUUAUCUGCAUUUACGGGCCAAAUCAUCAUUAACUCUGAUGGAAAGCAGAAGCAGAUUGAUGCUGAUACAACGCAAUGGAGUUUUAUAUAUAUUAGCACUGAAGAUUUUUUAUUUUCUUCUUCAUUUAACGUUUCUAUACAAGGAAAUGUAGUUUACACUGCUCAGAAGCCAGAAAAAGGAGACUUUACCUUUGCAUCCUUUGGGUUUACCAGUUCAAAUUUGAUGUUUAUUGGACCUGCGAUCAGAUUAUUCAAAAACAUGCCCGAGAAGAUACCAGAAUUAUUCAAGAAUGGACCUGAUUUCAUCGAUUCCAUUGAAGCUUUCAGGGUAGAAACCGUAUUUACCCCUUAUUUCUUCACAACUCCUUAUUCUACUAUUCCAAACUCAUCAAUGUCGAAGAAAUGUACGAUCCCGCCAACAUGUGUAGCUGUUCCUUACUUCGGAUUCCCUCUCCAUUUCAUUUCUAUGCGUAAAAACAGCGGAUUGGUCAAUACAUUGUAUACUGCUGAGACGCAAUACGAGUUCGACUCGUUAUUUGUGACAUUACUAAACAUCAACGACCUGAUUAUGUUCAGUUCCAGUCGAUUAUGGAAGAAAAUUUUGAUGCCUCUCAAAAAAAUGAAGAAAUUCGCAACAAAAGAGAUCUUCUUGAAAGCUUUGAGCUCAGUGGCCGAACACCAUCACAGAGAAAGGCUCUUAUCUUCAAUUUUAUUCGAUCAUGAUAUGUGGCUACUCGUAGACAACGAAAUCUUAGUUCCUGUCAUCUUCGAAUAUUUCUCUAAUACAGAUUGGCACAUGAUAGAGAACUUUGAGCUCUUUUUGGCCACAGUAAUUUUAGCAAAUCCUAAAUCUAAGAUAAUUAUUGACACAAUCUUACAGAAUUACAAAGUUUUACCACAUAUGUUAAAGUUUAUAGUCACAAUGUUCAAGAUUUCCCACGUUUUGAAUGCAGAAAAAAUUACAUGGGAAUUAUUAACAGCAAGAGACGAAAGUCCGCUCCAGAAAACCAUUAUUAACUGCUUAUAUGACUUCACGAAUGCAUAUACUUUCAAAGAAGUCUCUUCGCACUUAUCAUUUAAAAAGAUUUUAUCUUUAAUGUUGGUAAGUGUCGAUGAUUUGACCUUAAAACUACUUAAAUUCGCAGUUAAAAUGGAAUCCAUACAGAAGAACUUUGUAGAAGUUAGUGAUAUCCUUAUGCAUCGCAUCACAUUGUUGUCAAACCACUACGAAACAUGGGAAUACGUAUUAAGUCUUACUACCGGAUCCACGGAAUUAUCAACAGACAAACCCGUGGACGUCAAAUACCUUCCUCUCCUUCUAUCCCUUGUUUGGUCGAUGAGUUUGUGUUUCGCUCAUUCAUUCACUUACAAAAAAGUUGAAUCCGAAAAAUUGACAAAAUUUGACAAUAUUUACAAUUUCUUCAUAUGUUUGUUGCAGAACAACCUUUCAGCGAUGCUUGACAAUCCAUUAUGUGUCACUUUGCUUACAAGUUGGUUCCCUUUAGUCCUUAGUUAUCCAUAUUUACUGAGAUCGAUGAUUGACAACUCGGAAAAUUUGCCACACGAUUUAGUUCAGAUUUCGGAACUUUCUGAAGCCCAAGAUCCUACAUGGAGUGGCAAAGACUUGAUCAUAAAGAACCUGAAAGUCCCUCCAUGUCCUCCUUUCCUUCCUCCCGCGAUAUUCACGGUUGAAAUGAUGUCUUACAUUUUGAGAAACAACGGUUUUGACUUCACAACGACAGAAGAGAUUGACCAAGAAGGAGUAAGUAAAUGGUUGAACACUAGUCCACUUACGAAGCUCUUAAUCAACUCCAUUUUCGCUUCUAAUAAUUAUAAUCAGAUGAUUUCGAUAUUUAAUGCGAUUUUCUUCAGUUUUCCUUUCUAUACUAGAAGCAGAUCGACAUUUACUGUUCAUGUCCUGAUGUACAUAUUACUUGAGAGAUUCCCUGUCUACUAUACACAACAGUUUCCUUUGCCUCAGUUUCUGAGAUUCGUUCAAUAUUUCGUGAAUCAAAAACUUUUCCAAAAUUCAAUCACGAAAUUCGUUGAAAAAUUCUUGGACGCAUUGGAAACAGUUAGUGGAAAUAACAGAGAACUUCAAAAGUGUUCAUUGACAAUCAACGCUAUUUUACUUGAUAUAAUCAUUUAUUCGUCACCAAACAAUUAUCCAAAAAUCAUUGAAAGUUUGUCAAUUCACAUCAAGUUAAUUAGUGCUGUAAUCAAUCAGAAAUCAAUGCAGAAGACAUGGGAAUACGCAUUGUCAUUGUUAGGAACAGCAGACAGCCAAAUCUUUGAUAACUUGGUUGACGGUUUCGGUGAAAAUUGUUUGUCAAAAGACAAAACUGCAAUUUGCCAACUUUUGAAACAAAAGAAAUUUGAAUUGAACCAUAAUUUAUUCGAUUCUUGUCUCAAUGAAUGGAUCAACAACGCGAAGUGCUUUGCAGACGAAUGCUCGCAGAUAUCAAAAGAGAUUUCUAGCUGCAGAGGCACGUUUAUGAACGAUUUCAUGAAUUUGUCACGAAGACAAAACAAAUUCAAAUACGAAAGUGACUGCAGACAAUACUUAACGGCCCAUCUUUUCUCGAAAGAACUCAUGAGAUUGGACACAACAUUCAAACUCAGUGAAGAUUACAUGCACUGGAGACAGUUUAUCACUGAUAUCCGUGUAAACAACGCUUUCGUUUCGAAUUUCAGUCCAAAAACUUUUCAUUUGUGUCCCCGCGCAUUUCCGUUUGCUCCCCCUCGAUUAGUUUCUCCGUCACCUUUUGAAAUGACAGAUAUUUCUAAGCCGUAUCGUGAUUUUAAGUCUCUUGUGUUAGAUUUCUUCAUGGAAAACAACAAAGAGCUCUACAAGAAGACGUAUUCAGAAGAUGUCUCUUUGCGCGAGAUUUUCCUCAAAGUUCAAAAACAAAAAUACGGAGACGCAAUCGGAAUUUUGUCAUGUAAAUUACAACGAUAUGGAAUGACGAUAAAAACGGUUUUAUUUGUAUUUCACAGUUGUAUUAUGUUAUUAACAUAUGCUACAUUAACUGAUAAAGAGGAAAUACAAUUAAUAACACGUUUGGAUGAGAAAGAACUCCAUAUUUUCCUUGAAAGUGUUUAUUUAGGACAUUGGGGGCAAACUUCUUUGUUUGGAUCUCACAUUUUGAUCAUUGUUCCUAUGGAACAAAUGAUUUACGCGAGACAACAUUCCAACAAAGAAAUCGAAAUGUGGACAUUCGAAAACGGAAAUUUCAUUUUGCACAUGAAAAAUAACAACAUUGCAAAAGUUUUGCCACUUUUGGAAAGAUACUCCGAAAAAGCCUUCAAACAGCUCAGCGGAUAUCAAUUCCUCUUCAAGACAACAAAUGUCAAAAGAGCUCAUUCCCAAUGGUCUUCUUCUUUCUUGUCAACUGACCAAUUUUUGUUGGUCAUGAAUGGCUUGGCAAGUCGUUCUUUUGUUGACUUGGAGAACUAUCCCUUCUUCCCACACGUGACACUCUCAAACUGUGGAAGAAGAAGACUCAGUUUGAUCGACGCAAAUCGUCCUCCAAACUCUGAUUCGACUCUCGAAAUUUUACAUAACUUGUUGCCAUUCACUUAUUUGUAUAAAAGUGACAAACAAAAUUUGAUUGAAGAUUGUCAUGAAAUUCCAGCAACGAUGUUUUAUGUCCCUGAAUUCUAUGAGGACAUGAAUGGACUUGGAACAAAGAUUCCUACAGGAGAUUCCCUUCCUUCUCCUUAUUGCCAAACAUUGAGAGAUGCAAUCGAAGCUGAAAAAUUCAAUCAAAAUUUGAUGAAUUGGGUUUCGAGAAUGUUCAACAUUUUCCCAAGUUCAAGAAGGAAUUCUUACACAGAACUCACAAACGAAGACAACGAAAGAGUCUCCCAAAACCACUCAAACAUCGCAGAUCUCGAAUUAUUCCACGUUUGUCAGGAAAUCAACAUCAAACCAAAAUCAUAUCAAACGCUACUUUUCGAGAGAAAUACAAUCAGAAAGAUCAGGAAUUUGAGUGCAAGAUUGGAAGCUUCGAAGCCUUAUUUCGUUAAGAUCGACAAGAGAUCAUUAACUUUGUGUUGUUUGAACAAACAAAGUGGUGAAAUCUUUUGUUUAAACGUCGAUCCACUUUUAGUUUUCUCUUGUGGAUUGAGUUUAUCAGUUAACGGAAUGUUUUUGGUCGUUGAUUUCGAGUUUGGUUUAUCCCGUACAUAUCGAAUUUUAUACACUGAUGGAUUGCCAAGUUCGAUUCAAAUGAUUACUGAGUUUUCAUGGGGAGGAAGACCGAGUUCAUGCAUUUCUGGUGUUGAUUGGAUUGUCGCGACUGCAACAGAAAAUCACAUUUUCAUUUGGGAAAUUUUCUCUGCUUCUAUUCAUUGCGAUCUUGAAUUCAAUGAGAAAAUAGAAGGACUUGGAAUAGAUGAAGAGAAUGGAGGAAUGUAUGUUGCAACAGAACACCAGUGUUUCUAUUAUUCAAUCAAUGGAGUUUUGAUGUGUAAAGUUCCUUUCGAAGAACACGUUACAGUUUUGUGUCCUCUUCAGUUGCAUCCUGCAGAUCGAGACAGGACUUGUAUUGUUGGCUGCCAGAGCGGCCACAUUUACUUGUUAAGCCCAAGAGCAGAUGAAAUGAGAAUAGAUACAAAGAAAUUGCCAAGUGAACACAAAAGUGCUGUUGACAGAAUUGUUUUCCAUCCUUCUUUGUGCGAGUUUGUUUCCAUUGAUAAGAACAAAACAGCUUUCGUAUGGAACGCUGUGAAUUUGGGAGCCCAUCCUCAGGAAGCUUCUAUUUUCACUCAUUGUGCAACUUGCGAUGGACCGGCUUUAGUAAAAUGUUCUAGAUGUAAUAGGUUUUAUUGCAACCGCUGCAUGUGUGAAAACACUCGACAGAUGUGUAACAUGUGUGUUACUUUAAUGAAAUCAUUUUUAUUUAGUGAUUUCAACUGA
Trichomonas vaginalis G3 is the source of this 6858-nucleotide messenger RNA. RefSeq names its product aggrephagy protein. Bases 1 to 6858 code for a protein of 2285 amino acids. Gene Ontology annotation, molecular function: protein binding. Lineage: Eukaryota; Parabasalia; Trichomonadida; Trichomonadidae. The transcript has a single exon. The record is from RefSeq and is a predicted model, not a curated record.